Molecule: messenger RNA, 987 nt
Organism: Prorocentrum cordatum
Lineage: Eukaryota; Dinophyceae; Prorocentrales; Prorocentraceae
Source: the annotation of a GenBank genome assembly
AUGACCAGCAGCAGCACUGCAACCAGCACGUCAGCGAGCAGCACAAGUGGCAGCAGCACGAGCAGCGUCACUGUGACCAGCCUGUCAAUGACCAGCACAAGUGGCAGCAGCACGAGCAGCGUCACUGUGACCAGCGUGUCAAUGACCAGCAGCAGCACUGCAACCAGCACGUCAGCGAGCAGCACAAGUGGCAGCAGCACAAGCAGCGUCACUGUGACCAGCCUGUCGAUUAGCAACACAAGUGGCACCAGUACCAGCAGGACUCUGACCAGCAGCACUGAGAGCAGCAGCAGCAGCACAACAAGCACCUCAAGCGGCUCGUCCUCAGUGACUGGCUUGACAAAUAUUGCUUCCGAUACGAUCCAGAACAAUCUUUCGAACAGUGAAGUACCACUUCAGCUGAGCGGAUCGAUUUUGGCUUCGUUUUCAGAUCCAGGCGCAUUUGGGAACGAUCCGCUGGCUGCGGAGAAGGUCUUGAACCCGUUUCGUCUCACUAUUUCUCAGGUCGUGAGCAUACCAGCGAGCUACGUUUCCGUUUGGUACGUAAAGUCCCGGAGGGUCAGGGCCGCCACGCGACAGCUCAUUGGGGAUACCUUCGAGGUGGAAUUCAACAUCAACGUGCCCUCAGAUAGCGCUGCUGAUGUUCCAGAUGUUGUCGAUGCGGAGGCAUCCCUAACAUAUGUGAGUAUCAUAUUAUUUACGUCCUUGCUACAGGAUCACAUCGACUCGAUCUUCGGGGAGGGCGUGCAUUCAGUUUCCGUGCUUGAUAUCGCGGUGAUUGCCGUCGAUGUCACACAUGAUAUCCAGGCAGGGUCGAGCGAUUCUCGGAGUCCUCUUUUGUUAUUCGUCAUCGUUUGUGGGGCAUUAUGUUGUCUCGCUUGCCCAUUCACGAUCAUUCCGCUGCUUUCGCGCAGACGUCCACUAAGCGUGGACGUGGAGUGGAGCAUCGGUAGUGUGGAGCAUGAUAUGGAUGUUCUUUCGCUGUAG